This is a messenger RNA of Pygocentrus nattereri (red-bellied piranha), 3433 nucleotides long. RefSeq names its product cryptochrome circadian regulator 1b (gene cry1b). The coding region runs from base 634 to 2466 and encodes 610 amino acids. The record is from RefSeq and is a predicted model, not a curated record. NCBI's taxonomy places the organism in Eukaryota, Metazoa, Chordata, Actinopteri, Characiformes, Serrasalmidae. Gene Ontology annotation, cellular component: nucleus; cytoplasm. The transcript is spliced from 13 exons. Gene Ontology annotation, biological process: circadian regulation of gene expression; negative regulation of DNA-templated transcription; entrainment of circadian clock by photoperiod. Gene Ontology annotation, molecular function: FAD binding; DNA binding.
GCAACCGAGAGCGACCAGGACGGAACACGGACUGUUAGAGUCGGAGCCCAGCCUGACGAACCGAGUCAAAACACCGCGUUCGGGUCGAAAUUUCGACGGUCUCUGUUUGUUUUCCUUACCCAUGCUGCCAUUUUCAGCGCUGUCUGGUUAAGGUGUUUCGUUAGCUAGCUGAGUUUAACGCUAGCUGGCGAAGCAACCGUUUCUGUUUUGAAGAAGGAGGCCAGGAGGCUCCUUUCGGCUGCUUCUGGUAUUUCUCCUCGCAGUUGCUUUUGUUUUUAUUCUGCUCGGAGCAGCGUGGACUUGGUUGUAUAUUACAGUUUCAAAGAAGAAACUCCUGAACCAGCCCGCCCGGCUUUGGUCGGUUUUGGUCUGUUUAAGCUGUUGAAGUAUCUACCGUAUGUGAGCCGUGUCUGCGAAGUUGCUCUGGAUGAUUCAGCUCACAGACGCGCCGACAGCAGCUGCCAGCGUCAGCAACGUCAACAUGGGAAAAGUUUUUCUGGAGCAAGGUUAAAUCAAACUGUCGAAGCGAGCGCACUUCUGUUGACUGCUUAAAACUCGGAAUCUGAAGCGACGCUUGCCGGUGAUUCGUUUUUACCGACCGUUAUUGAUAUUACCGCCAGCCAACGGGGAGUAAUGGUGGUUAACACGGUGCACUGGUUCAGGAAGGGCUUGCGGCUGCACGAUAACCCCUCACUCCGUGACUCCAUAGCGGGGGCGGACACUCUGCGCUGUGUGUACAUACUGGACCCCUGGUUUGCAGGCUCGUCAAACGUUGGGAUCAAUAGAUGGAGGUUUUUACUGCAGUGUCUGGAGGACCUGGAUGCCAGCCUUCGCAAGCUCAACUCACGCCUGUUUGUUAUCCGAGGCCAGCCCACUGAUGUCUUUCCCAGGCUAUUUAAGGAGUGGAAGAUCACCCGUCUGUCAUACGAGUAUGACUCUGAACCAUUUGGGAAGGAGCGGGAUGCUGCCAUUAAAAAGCUGGCCAGUGAAGCAGGGGUGGAGGUCACUGUCAGAAUCUCCCACACACUCUACGAUCUGGACAAGAUCAUUGAACUGAAUGGAGGGCAGUCCCCGCUCACCUAUAAGAGGUUUCAAACUCUGAUUAGCAAAAUGGAUGCUGUGGAAAUGCCAGCAGAAACUAUUACUGCAGAGAUCAUGGGCAGGUGUGCUACACCUAUUAGUGACGACCAUGACGAGAAGUUUGGUGUGCCCUCACUGGAGGAGCUUGGCUUUGAGACAGAGGGCCUAUCAUCUGCUGUGUGGCCAGGAGGAGAAACUGAGGCUCUGACUCGUCUGGAGAGACACUUGGAGAGAAAGGCAUGGGUGGCUAACUUUGAGCGUCCCAGGAUGAAUGCAAAUUCCUUACUGGCCAGUCCCACAGGCCUAAGCCCUUAUCUUCGCUUUGGCUGCCUCUCCUGUAGACUCUUCUACUUCAAACUCACAGACCUCUACAGAAAGGUGAAGAAGAAUAGCAUUCCUCCCCUGUCCCUCUAUGGCCAGCUACUGUGGCGAGAGUUUUUCUACACGGCUGCUACCAACAACCCGCGCUUUGACAAAAUGGAGGGCAACCCAAUCUGCGUCCAGAUCCCCUGGGACCGGAACCCGGAGGCAUUGGCCAAAUGGGCAGAGGGCAGGACGGGCUUCCCCUGGAUUGAUGCCAUCAUGACCCAGUUGAGGCAGGAGGGCUGGAUCCACCACCUGGCCCGACAUGCCAUUGCCUGCUUUCUCACCAGAGGAGACCUGUGGAUCAGUUGGGAGGAGGGCAUGAAGGUGUUUGAGGAGCUGUUGCUGGAUGCAGAUUGGAGUGUGAAUGCAGGGAGCUGGAUGUGGCUUUCCUGCAGUUCAUUUUUCCAGCAGUUCUUCCACUGCUACUGCCCAGUGGGUUUUGGACGUCGCACUGACCCUAAUGGAGAUUAUAUACGUCGAUAUUUGCCCAUACUGAGAGGUUUUCCUGCCAAAUACAUUUAUGAUCCCUGGAAUGCACCAGAGGGUGUUCAGAAGCUUGCUAAGUGCAUCAUAGGGGUGCACUACCCCAAGCCCAUGGUCAACCAUGCUGAGGCCAGCAGAAUAAACAUUGAGCGCAUGAAACAGAUCUAUCAGCAGCUGUCCUGCUACAGGGGCCUUGGGCUUCUGGCCACUGUGCCGUCCAACUCUGGUGGUAAUGGUGAUGGUGCAGGAGCAGGCCCUGGAGACAGCACACAGGAGAGCAAUGCUGCAGUGCACUUAACCCCAGCCAACCCUCGAGAAGAUUUGUCAGCAAGCACCUUCUCUUGUUCCCAUAGUGACCAACAGCCUGGCAUCAGUGUCCAGCCCCAGACCAGUUUCUCAGGAGCAGGCAGAGUUGGAUCUCACAGAGAAGAUUCAAAACAGACACUGCGAGGACGAGGCACAUUCCAUAUGAAGCGACACAGUGAGGAGCCAGCAUCAAGCAAUGGGUGCAAGAUUCAGAGACAGAACAGCAACUAGCCACACUUACAAGGAUGUUUCUUUGGCAGGACAUAUACGUCUCUCCUCAGGCCAGCAAUGGGACAUGUUCCAAAUGAUAGGUGUUCCCUAAAACUACCUUUUAGAUGUUAGUUACCUGUUGACAGCACUUCCACUUUGAGGUCUCUCCUCUAUGCUAGGCCAUUUUGCCGUUUCCCAUAUAGUGCUUAUGUAGGUUCAUGCUUUGAACCCAGUUCAUAAGCUGUGCAGUGGGGCAUACUAUAUGUAUUUACUGCUCUGUAAGUAUGUACAGCGUUUAAUUUGUGUCUGUUUUAAAUGUUUGUGUGCUGUUCACCCACUCAUGUGAGCAUUCAUGCUCUCCAGACAUGUAUAUUUGUCUUGUUUUUGCAUAUGCAAAUCAGUGUGUCUUGCAUACAGUCUUCUUUCAUGUUGGUGUAUCCACCCCCAUUUUUGAGAUACUGUUUUGCAGUGAGCGCAGUAAAUAUAGCACAAUAAAAAAAGCAAACCGUGCCAAGUCAGCUAUGUAACAUUCAUAUCACAUUUUGUUACAAUGCCAUAAUGUAGAAACAGCUAAAUGAAUUUCAGGCAAUUUGAUGUGCUCACAUUGAAUUUUUCAAACUGAAUACUGAAAUUUUGACCAGCGUUUCAUGCACUGAUUUAAGGUCAGAUCUGGUCAAGUGAAUAAAAGUGACCCCACUCCUUAUUUUUGUAUAAAGCAGAGAUGAUUAUUAUAUCAAAGAAGUGCAUGGCUUAAGAGUCCAUUUUAGUCUGAUUUUGUACAACUACAGGGACAAUACAGCCUGCUAUGUAUAUAUGCAUGUAUUGUAAGUACUUAAGUCAGCAUACCUCUGUAUAUAUAACUUUUUUCUUGCUUAGUUACAGACUUACUGUUAUUUUUUUACAUGAAAAGCGAUACCAGUUUGUUUUUGAAUUAUUGGUAUGUGCUCUUUAUAAAUCUCCAUUAAAUCAUAAACAAUAUACAUGUUGA